GCUGUUCUUGAUUUGUAGGUCACGUUACUUCGUGAAGAUGAAUGUUAGGAAUGCUAGACCAACCGACUUGCUAAACAUGAGAGAUUGCAAUCUAGAUUGCUUGCCGGAAAACUAUCAAAUGAAGUACUAUUUUUAUCAUGGUUUAUCUUGGCCACAAUUAUCAUAUGUGGCAGAAACAGAUAGUGGGGAGAUUGUGGGCUAUGUCUUGGCAAAAAUGGAAGAAGAUCCAGAAGACGUCCCUUAUGGACAUAUUACUUCUUUGGCAGUCAAACGACCAUAUCGGCGAUUAGGGAUUGCUCAAACGCUGAUGAAUCUGGCAUCAAGAGCUAUGGUAGAAAAUUUUCACGCUAGGUAUGUCUCUCUUCACGUUCGGAAGAGUAAUAGGGCUGCACUUACUCUCUACAAAAAAACUCUACACUUUGUGUAAUUCCUACUUUGUUUCUGAGCAGUCUUUCCAGAGUAUCAGAUAUAGAACCUAAAUAUUACGCCGAUGGUGAGGAUGCCUACGCUAUGAAAAGGGACCUUAAGACAUUAUGGGACAAGUAUGGGCCUUCAGAUGUUCCUUUCAAAGAAUCGAAAAGCAAAAAUACUCAAUAAAUAUAUCCCAAUACUUUCUUAUAA
This is a messenger RNA of Schistosoma haematobium, 621 nucleotides long. RefSeq names its product N-alpha-acetyltransferase 10, variant 4. The coding region runs from base 38 to 427 and encodes 129 amino acids. Gene Ontology annotation, biological process: N-terminal peptidyl-glutamic acid acetylation. Gene Ontology annotation, cellular component: NatA complex. The record is from RefSeq and is a predicted model, not a curated record. NCBI's taxonomy places the organism in Eukaryota, Metazoa, Platyhelminthes, Trematoda, Strigeidida, Schistosomatidae. Gene Ontology annotation, molecular function: protein-N-terminal-glutamate acetyltransferase activity; protein N-terminal-serine acetyltransferase activity. The transcript is spliced from 4 exons.